Messenger RNA from Paraglomus occultum, 528 nucleotides. The record is from the annotation of a GenBank genome assembly. Lineage: Eukaryota; Fungi; Glomeromycota; Glomeromycetes; Paraglomerales; Paraglomeraceae.
AUGAAAAUUUUCGCAUUCUUUCUCGCUCUUACUGCAAUUACCCUUACUUCCGCCACGUAUCUUGAAACAAGAAAUUCUCUUGGCAAUGUCAAAUUGCUUUCUUUGACAGAAUCCGCUGUCAAUAACAGCUGUGGUCCUGACUAUCCAGAUUAUUAUCAGUGUCCCUCUGGUAAUGGUUGUUGCCCUACGGGUACGGACUGCUUAGAUGACACUUACUGCAACAUGCUCUGCACUGUUGAUGAUACACCUUGCGGUGCUGGUUGUUGCUACACUGACCAAACUUGCAAACCUGAUGGCUCAUGCGUUACUAACAGUGGAAAUAGCAGUGGAAGUGGCAGCGGAAAUAAUUCUAGUAGCAGCGGCGGAAGUGGUUCUAGUGGCAGUGGUGGAAGUAGUUCUGGUAGCAGUGGCGGAGAUGGCGGAGGUAGGCCCUCCAAAAAUGUGGCUCCUAAAGCAGCGAUGCAAUUAUCCAACAUGUUUUUGAUAAUAAUUAUUGUCGUGUCAAUUUAUGUGUUUAGUCAUAUAUAA